This is a messenger RNA of Hansenula ciferrii, 2853 nucleotides long. RefSeq names its product DNA ligase (ATP) DNL4 (gene DNL4). Gene Ontology annotation, biological process: DNA recombination; double-strand break repair via nonhomologous end joining; nucleotide-excision repair, DNA gap filling. Gene Ontology annotation, cellular component: DNA ligase IV complex. The record is from RefSeq and is a predicted model, not a curated record. The transcript has a single exon. Gene Ontology annotation, molecular function: DNA ligase (ATP) activity; DNA binding; ATP binding. Bases 1 to 2853 code for a protein of 950 amino acids. Lineage: Eukaryota; Fungi; Ascomycota; Saccharomycetes; Phaffomycetales; Wickerhamomycetaceae.
AUGAGUGAACCAGAGGUCAAGAUCAAAGAGGAAAAUGAAAGGAUCCCAGCUGCUUUUGAACUCACAAAAUACGUUGAUGAUGAUGUAAAAGAUGAGCAAGCACCAAAGAACUUUGGGGGUCCUCUUCCAACUUUUAAAUGGUUAUGUGAAAACUUAUUUGACAAACUUGAUAAAACAAUUAACCAUACCAAUUAUUAUAGCGCUGGUGGUGCAACUGUUACGGAUCAAAAGCAAAGAAUUGUUGAACAUUUCUUUCGUGAAUGGAGAAGUACAGUGGGUCCAAAUAUAUAUCCUGCACUAUGUUUAAUAUUACCACAUAAAGAUAGAACAAGAAUCUACAACAUAAAAGAUCAAGUUUUAGGUAGAAGAAUCUUAGAAAUACUUAAAAUACCCAAGAAUUCAGAGACAACUUCCAAAAUCAUGAAUUGGAAAAGAUCUAGAAGUGCAAAAGCUGCUAGAAUGUCAGAUAUUUGUAUUGAAGUUAUUCAAGCAAGAAGAACUGAUAAAAAGGGUGGUGAAUUAUCAAUAGGUGAUGUUAAUGAUAUUCUUGAUGAAAUGUCAAAAGAUGAAUUCAAGAAAGAACAACAAAAUAAAAUGUUGAUUGAAUUGUUGGAUAAAAUGUGUUUCUUAGAGCUUCGUUACUUUUUUGAUAUUCUGUUAAAGAAAAAUGUGGUUAAAAAUAUGGAAAACAGAAUAUUAAAUACAUGGCAUCCUGAUGCUCAACAAUACUUAAGUGUUGUUACAAGCUUGAAAACUGUUGCUUAUAAACUUUAUGAUCCUAAUGAAAGGUUGAACAAGACAGAUUUAUCCAUAAAUCUUUCUAAACCAUUCGCUCCUCAAUUGGCACUGAAACCUAACUUAUCAUAUUCAAGAGUGGUUCAAAAACUUGAGAAUGAUUUCUUUAUAGAAGAGAAAAUGGAUGGUGAAAGAAUUCAAAUGCAUUAUGAUAAUUAUGGGAAAACUAUAAACUAUUGGAGUAGAAGAGCGACUGACUAUACAUAUUUAUAUGGUCAGGACCUAGAAAAUGGCUGUAUAUCGCCACAUUUGAAAUUUGUUGAUGCUGUUCAAAGUUGUGUCUUGGAUGGUGAAAUGAUAACAUAUGAUCCACAAAGAAAUGCCAUUUUACCAUUUGGUGUGUUGAAAGGUAGUGCAUUACAUGAAUUACAAAGGCUUGAAUCUGGUGAUGAAAACAAGUUAUAUGCCAGACCUUUAUUCAUGGUCUUUGAUCUUUUAUACCUCAAUGGUCGUUCUUUGGCUAACAAAGCAUUAGAAGAACGUAAGAAAUUUCUUAGGAAAAUUUUGAAUGAAUCACCACAAUUUGUUGAGAUUAUAGAAGCAAAAAGAGCAAGUACUGAAGAUGAUAUUAAACUAGCACUUACAAAUGCAGUGGAAAAAGGAUCUGAAGGUGUUGUACUAAAACAAAUCAAGUCACAUUAUCAAAUUGAUAAAAGAACUGAUCAAUGGGUUAAAAUAAAGCCUGAAUAUUUAGAAGAAUUUGGUGAAAAUGUUGAUUUAGUUGUUAUUGGAAGAGAAAAAAGUAAAAAAGAUAUGUUUUUCUGUGGGUUAAGAGUAAGUGAUGAUGAUUUAGAUGAUGAUCUAAAAUGUAAAUUUUGGAGUUUUUGUCGUGUUGCUAAUGGAUUUGAUAAAAAUGAAUAUAGAGAAAUUGAAAGGAUCACUCAAGGAAAAUGGAAAGAUAUAAACAAAGAAAAACCACCAGCUUCAUUAAUUGAAUUUGGUAAAAGAGUUCCUCCAGAAUGGAUUGAUCCUAAAGAUUCAUUUGUUAUUGAAGUCAAAGCAAGAUCUAUUGAUCGAUCAAUUUCUAAAAACUAUAAAACUUCAACAACACUAUAUAAUGCUUAUAAUCGUAAGAUUAGAGAUGAUAAAGAUUGGAGAACUGCAUCAACAUUGGAUGAUUAUAAACAUAUAAAAGAUUCAAGAACUUCUGUAAAAUCAACUGAACAAAAAUUAGUUUCAAAAAAGAAAAGACUUAUUAGGAAAAGACAUAGAGAAAGUCAAGAUGAAGAAAUUUGGAAUGAUGAUGAUUUCAAUAAAAUGAGUAAAUCAUCUGAAAUUUUUGAAGGAUUAACAUUCAUGGUUUUAUCUGAUGUUUUUUAUAAAAAUAAUAGAAUAACAUUAGAUGAAUUAUCAAGUAUUAUUCAUGUUAAUGGUGGUAAAGUUACUAAAAAUGAAACAACAAUUCAAGAUUGGAGUUCAUUAAGAAUCAUCAGUGAUAAAUUUACAAUACAGGCCAGUGCAUUGAAAAAAAAAGGAUUUGAUAUCUUAAAAUCUUCAUGGUUAUUUAAAUGUGUUGAAAUUAAACAAAACAUUCAAGUUGAACCAAAAUAUUGUUUUAAAGUUAAUGGAGAAUUAGAAUUAAAAUCAAAUAAAAGAGUUGACUCAUUUGGUGAUAGUUAUAAGAUACCAAUAACAGAAGAUGAAUUAAAGAAAUUAUUCUUAGAAUUGAAUGAGAAUGAUUUUAAUGAUGUUGAUAUUGAUGAACAAUUGAAUGAGGUAUUAUUGUUUAAUGAUCUAAAAAUCUACUUGGUGAACAUUGAAGAAUCAAAACAUCAAUUUAUUCAUACACAGUUAUUACUUAGAUUACAAUUAUUUGGUGCUGAACUAGUUGAAGAUUUAAAAGAUUCUCAAUUAAUAAUAUUCCCUAAUUAUCCUGAAUAUGAAUUAAUGAACUUAAAAGUUAAAGAAAUUAGACGUCAAUUAAGUGAAGGUUUAAAAUUUUCUGAUAAGUCUGUUACAACUAUAAGAUUGGUAAAUCAAGAUUGGGUUAAUGCAAGUAUAAAUCAAAAUAUUCAAGUUGAUGCUAAAGAUUUCCCAGUUAUAAGUGAAAGAUCAUGA